Molecule: messenger RNA, 1014 nt
Organism: Zea mays
Lineage: Eukaryota; Viridiplantae; Streptophyta; Magnoliopsida; Poales; Poaceae
Product: carbonic anhydrase
Exons: 7
Coding region: 77-679 (200 amino acids)
Biological process (GO): carbon utilization
Molecular function (GO): carbonate dehydratase activity; zinc ion binding
Source: RefSeq, marked provisional
AGAAUCCCUCCUGUUCUUCGUCAACCCUCCAGAACCUGCUCUCUCUUCCUCUACGAGACUACGACCGUGUAAGGACAUGGCCGUCGAGCGCUUGAAGACCGGGUUCGAGCAGUUCAAGGCCGACGUCUACGACAAGAAGCCGGAGCUGUUCGAGCCACUCAAGGCGCACCAGUCGCCCAAGUACAUGGUGUUCGCCUGCUCCGACUCCCGCGUGUGCCCGUCGGUGACCCUGGGCCUGCACCCCGGCGAGGCCUUUGCCGUCCGCAACAUCGCCAGCAUGGUGCCGCCCUACGACAAGACCAAGUACGCCGGCGUCGGCUCCGCCAUCGAGUACGCCGUCUGCGCCCUCAAGGUGGAGGUCAUCGUGGUCAUAGGCCACAGCCGCUGCGGCGGGAUCAAGGCGCUCCUCUCCCUCGAGGACGGCGCGCCCGACAAGUUCCACUUCGUGGAGGAAUGGGUCAGGGUCGGCGCCCCGGCGAAGUCCAAGGUGCUGGCCGACCACGCCUCGGCGCCUUUCGAAGACCAAUGCUCCAUCCUGGAGAAGGAGGCCGUCAACGUGUCCCUUGAGAACCUCAAGUCCUACCCGUUCGUCAAGGAAGGGCUGGAGAAAGGGACCCUCAAGCUGGUCGGCGGCCAUUACGACUUCGUCAAUGGAAAGUUCGAGACAUGGGAACCCUAAGUGGCCAUAUACGUACAAAUACGCCCCACCGGACUUAUUAGCUGCGUGGAGUGCUUAAUUAUUUGCCGCUAUAUAUACACAUAUACCGGAAUUUACCGGUGAGAACUAUACUGUUGUAAUAAUAAUAGCGGGAAAAAAUAUUCUUUGCAUCUGGGAUACAAACACACUUUUUUACGAAUAGAAGAAAAAUAAAUUAGUAAGGGAUUAAUUUAUAAAUUUGAUCUGUUUUUGUGGGUUUGCCUCUAGGUAGUGGAUGUGAGAGGCUUCAAAAGAGUGUUUGUAUCCCGAAUACAAAGAAUUUUUUCAAUAAGGAAUACCUGUGUUAUUUGACUUCU